Vespula vulgaris is the source of this 1265-nucleotide messenger RNA. RefSeq names its product isochorismatase domain-containing protein 2-like. NCBI's taxonomy places the organism in Eukaryota, Metazoa, Arthropoda, Insecta, Hymenoptera, Vespidae. The record is from RefSeq and is a predicted model, not a curated record. Bases 458 to 1069 code for a protein of 203 amino acids. The transcript is spliced from 4 exons. Gene Ontology annotation, cellular component: cytoplasm.
ACGAUUAAAUUCCCAACCAAGUUGUUUACUUUUUCUUUGUUCUAUCAGUCUAAUGUUUAUGUUUUGAUCUUUACUCAAAAUAAAAUCGAUAUCGCUCUUACAAAAUAAAGAUCGAAGAUAUAUACGUGUAAAAGAGAUCGGUUUACACUUUUUGAAAUUUCUUCUAAAGUCUAAUGUAACGUAGAAUAAUUCUUAAAUUGCAUACUGGAUCGUGAAAAAGCUUGGUAUUUUUCAAACGCAGUGAAAAGACUCGUGCGUAAUUUGAAAAAAGCGUAUAUCUGAUAAACCAACCAGAAACGUUGCGUCCUUGAACUUUUAUUGGGCUAAACGUUCUUCUUAUCCAUACAUAUUCAUACGUAUCGCCUCUUAUCGUUCGCACUGUUCGCGUACUCUACUAGUGUCAGUGCAUCGAACCGUUGCUAUUUUUUAACUCCUUUUAUAUAUAUUUUUUUAAACAAUGGCAAUAAAUGCAGCAAAAGCGGUUCUUAAAAAGGGAAAAACUGUUUUAUUUAUGUGUGAUUUUCAAGAAAGAUUUGCAAAAGCCAUGUUCGAAUUUGAUAAAGUUAUUGAAAAUUCUGUAAAAUUGGUAAAUUCUAUGAAACUUUUAAAAGUUCCAAUGAUCGUAACGGAACAAAAUCCAAAAGCUUUGGGCAAAACUGUACCUCAACUAGAUAUAUCUAGCGCCAAAGGUCCUUUUGAGAAAACCCAAUUUAGUAUGUGUACCGAUGAAGUCAACGAAGCGCUUUCCAGUAUUUGUUGCGGAACCUAUCCCGAGUCUGUAAUACUUAUCGGACUUGAAACUCAUGUCUGCGUUGAGAAUACAGCGAUUGACUUAAAAAUGAGUGGAUACGAGGUUCACGUCGUGGCAGAUUGUUGUAUGUCUCGCACGCAAGAAGACAGGUUAUUAGCAUUGCAGAGGAUGCAAGCAAUGGGAUGUCAUAUAUCUACUUCGGAGACUGUUAUUUUUAAAUUAUUAGGAGACGCAAAACACGAAGAAUUUAAGAACAUUCAAAAACUUGUAAAAACGCCUACGUUAUAUACAGGGCUUGUACCCGUAUCUAAGAUAUGAGAUCUGGGUUUCUUCCGUCAGAGAUCUCAUCUAUAGAAAAUAAAUGGAUUAUGGAGUAUAUUUUUGUAUAAAAUUUGAAAGGUUAAAAAACGAGUAUAUUAUUCGAUUGUAUCGUACAUCGAUAUUCUAAGAAAACGGUAAAAAACUUGAUACGAGAUAAAGAAAUAAAAAUUUGUUUGGUAUAGUAAUACAAAAA